Messenger RNA from Prorocentrum cordatum, 312 nucleotides. The record is from the annotation of a GenBank genome assembly. Lineage: Eukaryota; Dinophyceae; Prorocentrales; Prorocentraceae.
AUGUGCUGGAACAUCGAGUUUUCAUUGGCGUCGGCCGUGCUCGGGUGGGCAGCCUGCCUGUACCUGUGGCAGCGCGGUUACUCCGUCCGCGACCGGUGGUACGCGAAGUACCUCUCCACGUUCACCCUGACACAGCUCGUGGACAUCUUCUUCUGGUGGGCGCACGAGCACUCCCAGCAGCAGCUGGGGCCUGGGCGCGGCGGGCUCCGCGCCUGCCCUGAGCUCAAGGAGCAGUUCUCGAUGCGGCUGCCCCCGCUCUCGGAGUCCGGACAGCAGCCACAGUACCUCGUCUCGAAGUUCUUGAUGCAGUAG